Molecule: messenger RNA, 1609 nt
Organism: Cylicocyclus nassatus
Lineage: Eukaryota; Metazoa; Nematoda; Chromadorea; Rhabditida; Strongylidae
Source: the annotation of a GenBank genome assembly
AUGGCUGUGAUUGAUGUAAACGAGUCGAUUACGACUCAUAAGACGGCCACCAUCCGUAACUACAACACACAACCACGAUUGGUUUACAAAACCGUGGUUGGUGUGAACGGGCCUCUGGUAAUCCUGAACGAGGUAAAAUUUCCACAAUACAAUGAAAUUGUGCACAUCACAUUGCCAGAUGGAACGCAGCGUGUGGGACAAGUGCUGGAAAUUUCAAGAAACAAAGCCGUUGUUCAGGUAUUCGAAGGGACUUCGGGUAUUGACGCAAAAAACACCAUCUGUGAAUUCACUGGUGACAUUUUGCGAACACCCGUGUCCGAAGAUAUGCUAGGACGUAUCUUCAAUGGUUCCGGAAACCCUAUUGACAGAGGACCACCAGUGCUAGCAGAAGAUUUUCUGGACAUCAAUGGGCAACCAAUCAAUCCAUGGUCACGCAUUUAUCCAGAGGAAAUGAUUCAGACUGGAAUCUCUGCCAUUGACGUGAUGAACUCAAUUGCCCGUGGACAGAAAAUCCCAAUUUUCUCGGCUGCCGGUCUACCCCAUAACGAAAUUGCCGCGCAGAUUGUGCGUCAAGGAGGUUUGGUAAAAUUUGCUACCGAUAGCACAAAGGACCAAUCCGAUUCGAACUUUGCUAUCGUUUUCGCUGCUAUGGGUGUCAAUAUGGAGACAGCCAGGUUCUUCAAACAAGAUUUCGAGGAGAAUGGAAGUAUGGAAAACGUCUGCCUGUUCCUCAACUUGGCUAAUGAUCCUACCAUCGAACGUAUCAUCACCCCUCGAUUAGCACUAACAGCAGCCGAAUUUUUCGCAUAUCAAUGCGAAAAACACGUGCUGGUCGUCCUAACUGACAUGUCCUCAUAUGCAGAAGCAUUGCGAGAGGUGUCUGCCGCUCGAGAGGAAGUGCCUGGACGUCGUGGAUUCCCAGGUUACAUGUAUACUGAUUUGGCGACAAUCUACGAACGAGCUGGACGAGUAGAAGGACGCGAUGGUUCUAUCACUCAGAUUCCAAUUCUUACCAUGCCUAACGACGAUAUCACUCACCCCAUCCCCGACUUGACUGGCUACAUCACUGAAGGACAAAUAUAUGUUGAUCGUCAGCUUCACAACAGACAGAUUUACCCACCAAUCAACGUGCUGCCUUCAUUGUCUCGACUGAUGAAAUCAGCCAUUGGCGAGGGAAUGACACGAAUAGACCAUGCUGAUGUUUCUAACCAGUUGUACGCCUGCUAUGCCAUUGGCAAAGAUGUACAAGCUAUGAAAGCUGUAGUAGGUGAAGAGGCCUUGUCACCUGAUGACCUGCUUUACCUGGAGUUUUUGGGAAAAUUUGAGAAGGGCUUCAUUGCUCAAGGAAACUACGAAAAACGGGAUGUGUUCGAAUCGUUGGACAUCGGAUGGCAACUUCUGCGUAUUUUCCCUCGAGAAAUGCUAAAACGAAUACCAGAAAGCAUUCUCGACAAAUACUAUCCUAGAGGAGGAGCAGGAGCAAAAGCUGUAGAAGUAGAAUCGUCUUAAUUGUCACACAUGCAUUUCGCUGUAUCAUACCUGUAUAGCAAUACAAAAGAUAAUGUCUCUUGUCCAUGUGCCACUUUAUAAUUCACAAACGAUAUGAAUA